Molecule: messenger RNA, 462 nt
Organism: Eurytemora carolleeae
Lineage: Eukaryota; Metazoa; Arthropoda; Copepoda; Calanoida; Temoridae
Product: branchpoint-bridging protein
Exons: 1
Coding region: 1-462 (153 amino acids)
Molecular function (GO): nucleic acid binding; zinc ion binding
Source: RefSeq, a predicted model, not a curated record
AUGGACGUAAAUUCCAUGCCAGGGCUGGUGGAGGAUGUGUCUGAUGCUGAGGAUGUAGACGUCAAGGGUGCAGUGAAUGCCCUGCAGAAUGGUGAUACGUGUUAUUUCUGCAAGAAAUCUGGACACCAGAAGAGAGAUUGCAGGAAGUUUGAUGAAUGGAAGAGGAAGAAUCCUAACAGGAAGUACGGAAGUGACACUCAUAAGGCCAAUUCCCGCCCCUCAAUUUUGUGUUACAACUGCGGGAAGGAGGGUCAUAUUGCAUUGGAAUGUAGAGGAGAACAGAGAAACCAGGGAAGGAGAGAGAAUGGCGGUUUUGGAGGGGGACAAAUAGCAGAUAUUGCCAAAUCCAUGGCUGCGAUGCAGGAAGUUCUGCAGAAACUGGUACAAGAGGCGGUUUUUCCCUAUGGAGUUCCGAUGACGGACGGUCGUCAACUCCUAAGAUUGCAGAAAAUAAUGAUUUGA